AUGCCAAAGGUUAAGGCCAAGAAAAUAACGACCGCAGGUGCGAGGAAGGGAGAUGACACACCGAAGAGGAGGCCGGGUCGGCCGAGAGGUCCACGGGCGACGUCAACCCCCGCAAGUGUGGAUCUGGGGCUGGGAGGCGGCAACAACGGGCCAGGAAGGAGCGGUUAUGGCUGGCGUGACUAUGACACUCAGUUUAGGAGCAAGCAGGCGCGUUUACCCGGGCGAUCCUGGGCGAGCGUCGACGCCGAGUUGUGGUUGAUGCUGGUGGCCUCUAAUGGUCCGCGGCAGCGCCACAAUUUACCCCAUGCCCCUCGCCAUCAGUUCUACAGAGGGGAGUACGGCGCGAGAAAAUCUUUUCCCUUCGGAGGAAAGGGACCCGGAGCCAAUGGCACACCCAGCCGAGGCGUGUGCUUUGCCUUUAAUAGAGGCAAGUGCAUGCGAGGCAAAGCUUGCAUCUAUGAGCACAAGUGUUCCCGCUGCCAGGCGACAGGUCAUGGGGCUAAGCAGUGUAGCCAAGGGCGGGCCGGUUCCAGUCCCGCUGGCAGACCUGUGGUGUGGAUCAUAGGGGACUCGAUAGUGUUUUGGGCACAUCGCAGGGCGAAGAACACCGGCGAGGCUGACCUUGGACUUGGAACGUCGGUCCGCUGGUUGGGGAAAAGGGGGCUACGAAUUGAAGGGCUUCCAAAAAAUGGUCCAUUUCAGCCCUCUUACGAGCUGAUGAAACGUUUCUAUGGACUCUAUAAACAAGCUACUGAGGGUCCAUGCCAUCAGGCCAAGCCAGCAUUUUGGAACGUUGUACAGACACAGAAGUGGCAAGCAUGGUCUGUUUUAGGUGAAAUGGGAAGUGAUGAGGCAAAGAGGUUGUAUGUUGAAGAACUAUUACAGACUAUCUUGGAUAAUUCUAAAGCUCGGGAUAUUCCUCACAUGUACAAAAUAAUAGAGACCAUGCCACAGACAGAAGAUGUGGUGACCUUUCUCAAGGUCAUGGGACCGUUCUUUGAACUUGUUCAUGAGGAAGAAUUGGAGGAGGUCUCAGUGUCAUCUUCUCCACAGGUCACAAAGGUCAAUGGUCAUAUUAAUGGAGGGGUCAAGAUGAAAGAGACUAAAGUUGAUAAGAGUGGUGACCAAGCCAAAGGCCUUCAAAAUGGAGAUGUGAGUGAUGUCUCGGAUUACACCAAUGGUUUCUUGGAAGGUGACCUUGAACCUAACGAGAGGUCAAAGGACAAGUCAGGGUCACCUGAAAGCUCUGAUACCGAUCCGAAGGUCAAUGGUCAUAUGGAGGAGGGAAAGGUCAAUGAGGAGGAAAGCAGAUAUGAAAGAAUUGUAACUUCACACUUAGGAGAGAAUUCUGCAGAGCUCAGUCAUCCUAUCUUGGUAUCUAAGAGUCAGCUUGAAGCAUCCACAGAUCACCUACCCUCAACCAGUGAGAGUGAAUCUGAUGGAGAUGAGUUCUGUGAUUCUGUUGAUGAACCAAUCAUUAGUAGGAUAAGUGUAGCUCACACACCAAUGACUGAAUCUCUGCCAUCUGUUAUUGAGGAAGAAGAAGAAAGAAAACAACUCACAUCAACCCCAUUUAAUGGAGAUCAUGCAGUAGUUACCAAGGCAGAAGUCCAUAACAAUGUUGAUGCCAUCAUCCAGCCUAGGUAUACUUCAAGUUCUACUUCAGCUCCUACCGUGUCUACACCUUCCAUGCGAGGUGGUGGAGAGGUCACCAAGGGGUCAAAUGGUCAACAAGUUCAAGACAUUGCAACAAAUCAAUCCCAUAAAGGUUACCAAUCAUCAGAUAGUUUCCAUAGCUUCAGACCCUCUGGAUCACAAGACUCUCCUGAUGGGAGUAGUAGAAGGAAAGAGAGGAGGGAUGGGGGAGGUGAUAGGGGAACACCAGGGGGUGAGAGUAGCCCCCUUAGAUCACCCUUACCAGAUGGCAUGGUGGAGCAGAUUACAAUAUCUUUAGAGAGACUACAGAGGGAUAUGAAUAGUGUUCUAGUCAGACUUAACACACUGGAGACCAUUGCUAUAUCAAGGCAUCAGCUUGAGACUCAGCAAGCAUACAUGAGAGAGGGGAAUCUCCUAGCCAAGGAUGGUACACCCAUCAGGACUCCACCCCAACGAACCACACCUUCCUGGUGGCCUUUCCCUACCCUUCCUAUGAGAACAGUCUUCAUCCUUCUAGUCUGGCCUUUCAUUGUACAAUGGAUCCUAAGGUUCCUUGCAAGGCAUCGGAGAGCUCGUCCACCACCUCGAUGAGGAGUCCAACGGAACAACUACGCUUUUAACUUUUAACAUGCCUGAGGGAUUUCAACAUUUGUGGUUUAUUUGUAUCAUGUGAUUGCAAUUCAUGCCACCUGCUCACCUGAUACUGCUUAAUUGCAUGGGUCAAAUGUGAAAACUUUGGAAAGGUAUUUUCUGGUACUAGGGCUAUAUGGAUGCGAAGCUAAAAAUUCCAUAGAAAGGCACAUGGCUUGUGAUGAAUGAACUCAUUGGAAUUCAAUCAUUUUAUUGUACACAUAGUUUGAAUUGCGUUAUAACCUUUGAGGUGCAAUGUGGCUCAUUCAUAAGUCUGCCUCUUAUUCUUGCUGUUCCUGCAGUGAAUUGAAUACAUAUUUUCAUUAAUUAACACAAUAAAGGUGCUGUUGUAAUGAAAUCAUUGUGCUCAUGAUGAGCUGCAAAGCUAGAUGUGGCUGAUUCUGGCCAGAAAAGGGUUUGGUCAAGUGUAUCAUGAAUGAUAGGACACCAGGGCUGCUGGCUGUUUAUCAGGUCACAUGAUUAUGCUACUUAGGCAUGUUAAGGGUUAAAGUAGAGUCUAUUUGUGUCAUGUUACAGAUCACACAUUGGUUUCUUCAUAACAUAAAGAUGUUUGUGAUUUACACAUGACCUUACAAAUGACUUUAACGUGUUCUAAGAGAUACCCUAUGUAUUCCUGGUUUUAGAAUCAAUGUCUUAUGAUCCUUAUCAAAUUAUGAAAAAUAUUAACUUUGUACUCAAAGUACCAUAUUUGAACAUUAGCUGAUUGCAUAGAAAUAAUUGAGAAUAUAAUUCAGCACACAAGAACAUGUAAAUGUAGUUUGUAAUGUCAUGCAUAUCUUUACAAACAGCUUUAUGAAACCACCCCACUUUAAAUAUGUUUAGUAAACACUUCUAUAGCUGCCAAUGAAUUAGAUCAUCUAAAGUAAGACCUAGCAUUCAUUCAACAGACGAUAUGAUUUUUACUCACAAAUCAAGUUUGUACAUACUUAUACCAUUAAUAUUUUUAUUACUCUCAGAACUGCAAUAAUUAUAAGAAAUUGUAAUAACCAACAAUUUUCUGAAAAUGCUGUUAGUAUUGACUUGAUUUUGAUAAUUUAUUUUGUCUUUUAUCAAGCAUGAUGAAGAAAUUGAAUUUUCUUUUAUAUUUUCAUUUAGCCAAUUUAAUUUGAGAUAACAAUAUGCUUUCAAGUAAUUACACCACCAUGUGUAAAAUUGUGCAAUAUUUGAGGUCUUUUUUAAAGUUGAUUUUAAUACUUAAUAUAGUUCAUAAUGUCUUUUGUCAUUUAACCUGAAAUUGUAAGCAAGUAUGAAAUUCUGACUGUAGGUUCAAAUAAUCUGGGAGGGGGGAGAUCAUUUGACCACUCAUCCUCUGAGUUUUACUUCUGAAACUUUCAAAAAACACCUAAAAAAUCUGUAAAUGUUGGUGUAUCUCCCAGCUCACAAGGUAAAUAAUUUUAAUGAAACUGCUAACAUAUUAAUUACCCAAUGAAUACCAGAGUCCCUAUGCUAAUAACUGAAAUAGUAUGUUGCUUCAUCAGUUCUUACAAUUCCUUAACCCGAAAAGGAUUGGGGGGAAUCAUGGGGCCCCUUAAUGUUUUGUACGAAUUUUCUGAAAAUUACAAAAACUAUGCUUCAAAGUCUUGCAUUUUUUUUUUUUUUGGGGGGGGGAGGGGGCAAAUUCGGGUGGAAUAGGAUUGGUGAUUUUUGUGAAUAAUUAUUCAGUUUAGCUGUUUUCAAAGUCAGCAUGGCUGCUUUAUUGAAUUGUGUAAUGCAGAUGAGACUGCCAGAGCCACUAGUUAAAUCACAUCAGUACUAUUAUGAUAAGAGCAGAAUUAAUAAAAUUCUGCUAUCAUAGAAUUUACAUGAAUUUAUUUGUCUCACAUGUUUUUUUUUCUCUCUUCAGUUCAUGCCUUAUAUCCUAUGAAUGAAUUCAGGGGGGGGGGGUAAUUGUGCGUGCAUAUUUGCCUAUCAUUUUAUUGUUUGAAUUACAUGUUUUGUGGUACCUUGUAUCCUUUUUAUAAUUUGGGGGGGGGGGGUGCGGCUAAAUUACCAUUACUUUAAAUUUGUGAAGUAUAUCAAUUUUAGAAUUUUACCAUUAUUAUAUUACAUAAGGUUCUGGAUUUAUUUAUUUUGGAUCUUAUGAUACAUUCCUCUUAUAAAGUUUGCCAAAUCUCACUAUGUAGAUAUUAUUGCUAAAAAACAAUAUAUUUUGACAAUCUAAA
Lytechinus variegatus (green sea urchin) is the source of this 4469-nucleotide messenger RNA. It is a transcript of the gene acbd5, whose product is annotated as acyl-CoA-binding domain-containing protein 5A-like. Gene Ontology annotation, biological process: fatty acid metabolic process. The transcript is spliced from 15 exons. Lineage: Eukaryota; Metazoa; Echinodermata; Echinoidea; Temnopleuroida; Toxopneustidae. Gene Ontology annotation, molecular function: metal ion binding; fatty-acyl-CoA binding. The record is from RefSeq and is a predicted model, not a curated record. Bases 1 to 2247 code for a protein of 748 amino acids.